CACACACGCCGACAGCCCCUUUCAAUCUCUCACUCUCACUCUCUCCGUCGUCCGUUCCCGACUCUCUUUCCUACAACAAACAUGGCUGCAAAAUCGGACGGAGCAGCCCUGUCUGUGCAGACUACCGAGAACCCGGUACCACCACCACUCCGAUGUAUGGUCGCAACCGAGCCCGACCAUGGUCCCUCGUCGUGCCGCUAUGCUUCUAAGCCCUACUCGCUCCUGGAUUGCUGCUGGGUGUUGUGCUCACUGCUCGUCUUCUUUUCAGACGGGGCCACCGACCUGUGGCUUGCCGCGGACUACUACCUGAGACGGGACUACUGGUGGUUCGGGCUGACGCUGGUCUUCGUGGUGGUUCCCUCCGCCGUGGUUCAGGUGUUGAGUUUCAGGUGGAUAGUCUACGACUACACGGACAUCAGCGGCAGCAGCAGCGGGGCAGUAGCGGCAGUCAGUGCGGCGGCAGCAGCGGCUGCGGAGUCUUCCAAGGGAGGCGAGUGUAAUUUCAGCACCAAGGGCAGCACCAACACCAACAAACAGCGCGGUGGCGGAGCGGCCAAUGCUGCUACUGUUGGCGGGGUUGGAUGCUCGUCGGCGGGGCAGAAUGCGGCGGGGGCAGGGACUGAGAGCGGCACGCGGACAUGCUGCAGAGUGUGUAUGUGGCUGUUCCAGUCAAUUCUUCACCUCCUACAACUGGGCCAGGUCUGGAGGUAUGUCCACGCCCUCUACCUGGGCGCCCAGAGCAGUUGGCACGGCAACCGAGGUCACUUCCACUGGAGGUUGAUGUGUGAGUGUGCUGACAUCACCAUGCUGAGGCUGCUGGAGGCCUUCCUGAAGAGCGCUCCUCAGCUGGUGCUACAACUCAGCAUCAUGAUACAUGCCAACCACGUCCUGCCACUACAGGGUCUCUCUGCCUCAGCCUCCUUGGUCUCUCUGGCCUGGAUAAUAGCGUCCUACCAGAAGACUCUGAGGGACUCCAGAGAUGACAAGCUCCCGAUGUCCUACAAGGCUGUGAUUGUCCAGAUGCUGUGGCACUUCUUCACCAUCGGGGCCAGGACCAUCGCCUUCGCCCUGUUCGCCUCAGUGUUCCAGCUCUACUUCGGUAUCUUCGUCGUGAGCCACUGGUGCCUCAUGACGUUCUGGAUCAUCCAGGGGGAGACAGACUUCUGCAUGUCCAAGUGGGAGGAGAUCAUCUAUAACAUGGUAGUGGGCAUCGUCUACAUCUUCUGCUGGUUCAACGUCAAGGAGGGCCGCGCUCGCUUCAGGAUGUGGCUCUAUCACACGGUGACUCUGGUAGAGAACGUGUCCCUCAUCGCGGCGUGGUAUCUUUACCGCGGGCCGAACACCUCGGACUUUUACGCCCUCAUCGUGGUGUGUGUGGUGGUUUGUAGCUACGCUCUGGGGAUCUUCUUCAUGUUGGGGUAUUAUUGUCUCCUGCACCCUGACGGGCCGGUGUCCGCGGCUCAGUGGGGGGGGUGUGUGGAGGACGGGGGGUUGAUGGUGGAGUCCUGUGUGACCCCAGCCGAGGCAUCACCCCUCCCCCCUCCAGACGUGGUCACCAGCCCCCCUAGGACUCUAACUAGGACUGCAGGUACGGAUCGGGGCGAGGUGGUACCAGGAGAUCUAGCUGUGUUCCAGGUUAGAUCCACCACCACUACCUCUCCGGCCCUGGCCCCUCGGCCCCUCAGGACAGAGGGGCCAGUGAUCCGGAUAGACCUUCCCAGAAAAAGGUACCCUGCCUGGGAUGCUCACUUCAUCGACAGGCGGCUACGGAAGACCAUCCUUGUCCUGGAGAACACCUCCCCGGUCACGCCCAGGAUCCAAUACCGCAGUCUGAGCAAACCCAAGGAGGUUAUGGAGUAUGAGACUACCGUGUAAUGUAACGUAAUCUAGCUACACUACCUCCACCAGUACAGCAGGGGGCUCCACCAGCCAGGUGAAGAAAGAGAAUGAACCAUGGUACUCAACUCUUAUCCUCCUGUUUGAAGUAAAUUAAAGGGUGCUUGGAGACAACAGAGUAUACUAUAAGUGUACCUUACUCAAUCUGUGGGAAGGGGAGACAAGGGGAGUUGAGAGAAGAAGGUUGAGGAUGCGGUGCUAUUGGAGGACUGUGUACAGGUGUAAGACAGGUGUCAGGGAUUUACAGGUCAGGUGACGUGGGCGUGUCAGUAAAUGUACCUGUUUAUGACCAGUGCAUGUGUGGAGUGUUUCCGCUCAGCUGUUGCCAGGUAACACAUUCUGUGUGUACUAUAGGAGCCAAUCGGCUGUAGCCGAGAUCGAGGGUGAGAGGUGAAAGGUCAUCUAAGGUCACACCAGGUCGUGACCUUAUGGAGAACUGCAGGAGGAGACACUGAAACAAGACAUGGGUCAUGAGUCUCUUAACACUGAAACAAGAGAGGACAUGGAUCAUGAGUCUCUCAACACUGAAACAAGAUAGGACAUGGGUCAUGAGUCUCUCAACACUGAAACAAGAUAUGACCCAUGUCCUGAGUCUCUCAACACUGAAACAAGAGAGGACAUGGGUCAUGAGUCUCUCAACAAUGAAACAGUGAACACAGUCAUGUCAACGAUGAUGAUAGGUGACUGUUGUGAUGCUCAUGAUGAUGAUGAUGAUGAUGAUGAUGAUGGUGAUUGUGCAGCCUCGUCCCAGAUAUAUUUGUGCUAACUUCUAUGUUCAUUUUCUUGACAGUGACCGCAGGAGUUGACAAGACAUGAUGUUGUUGACAGUGAUGCUCAUGUAGAAAUAACUGGGAAGUUGUAAUUCAGCUGUUAUGAGGAAGGACUCAAAGCUGAUUGGGUAGAAAACGUUGUUGUCAUAGUAACAUGAAAACAGUGACAGUGGUGUGUUGAUGACCUGCUUCAGUGAUUGGAGGUUCGGUUUAGCAAAUUCAAAUCAUUCAUUACCUUUAUUCAUGUAUGAUUAUUUAUUGUCCUGUUUACUUGUAUAUUUUAAAAUCGUUUACUCGCUCAGUGGCCAUGCCUUUGAUAAUGUUUCUUAUCAAGGUGUAAACACAUACAGUGUCUUGCCAAAGUAUUCACCCACCUUGGUAUUUUUCCUAUUUUGUUGCCUUACAACCUGGAAAUAAAAUAGAUUUUUUUUU
This is a messenger RNA of Oncorhynchus kisutch (coho salmon), 3098 nucleotides long. Its product is annotated as XK-related protein 7-like. NCBI's taxonomy places the organism in Eukaryota, Metazoa, Chordata, Actinopteri, Salmoniformes, Salmonidae. Gene Ontology annotation, biological process: phosphatidylserine exposure on apoptotic cell surface; apoptotic process involved in development; engulfment of apoptotic cell. The record is from RefSeq and is a predicted model, not a curated record. The transcript is spliced from 4 exons. Gene Ontology annotation, cellular component: plasma membrane. Bases 82 to 1875 code for a protein of 597 amino acids.